Papilio xuthus (Asian swallowtail) is the source of this 1197-nucleotide messenger RNA. RefSeq names its product GDT1-like protein 5. Gene Ontology annotation, biological process: Golgi calcium ion transport; calcium ion transmembrane transport; manganese ion transmembrane transport. NCBI's taxonomy places the organism in Eukaryota, Metazoa, Arthropoda, Insecta, Lepidoptera, Papilionidae. Gene Ontology annotation, molecular function: manganese ion transmembrane transporter activity; calcium ion transmembrane transporter activity. Bases 274 to 1116 code for a protein of 280 amino acids. The transcript is spliced from 4 exons. The record is from RefSeq and is a predicted model, not a curated record. Gene Ontology annotation, cellular component: Golgi apparatus.
UGUCGGGCCGCGCGUUGCCCGGUCGCGUUAUCGUGUAUGUGGUAUAUAAAAGACUAUGUAGUAUAUAAAGUGUUAUCUAUUGUCAAGUCAUAUCUUGAUAUCAGUGUAAAGCGUGCUUUUGUGCUGCCGACUGCACCAGAUGAACGCGUUCAUAUAUUUUGGCGCGAAACGAAUUUUUAUUUUUAAUUUUCGAAUUUGAAUAGUGAUGUUCGGUUGACAGUUUUGUUUCUUUUAAUUGUUUUUUUUUAAUUGUGGAUUUGAAAUUUUGUGAAAAUGAAUUUCACCGAGUUAACUACGGAUUUUUUCCCGACAACAAUGUCUACGGAUUUUAUGACGACGGAUUUGAUGACAACCGAUUUGAUACCGAUGGAGGAGGAAACCGGUUUUAAAGCAUGGUUGCUGGGAUUGAUUAUGAAGCGUGCUGCGGUCCAAGGUAGCUUCUGGCAAGGAUUCCUAGCUUCACUAUCAGUGGUCAUAGUCUCUGAACUCGGAGAUAAGACCUUCUUCAUCGCGGCCAUCAUGGCUAUGAAGCAUCCUCGAGUUGUGGUCUUCGCUGGUGCUAUAUCAGCGCUGGUGUUCAUGACUGUACUCUCCGCGGCUUUCGGAUGGGUAGCCACUGUGAUACCAAGAGUGUACACACAUUAUAUCAGUGCUGCCCUCUUCGCGAUCUUCGGUCUGAAGAUGCUUAGGGACGGGUGGAAGAUGGACCCCAAUGAAGGUCAAGAGGAAUUGGAGGAGGUGCAGAGUGAGUUAAAGAGGAGAGAAGAUCAGGAUGAAAAAGAAGAAACUCUAGAUAUGUUAGAGCAGGGUCAAGCAGAGAACAGAAGGAGAAAAAGGAAUGCUGUAAUUAAGGUGUUACUCCAAGCUGCAUCUCUUACAUUCCUAGCGGAGUGGGGCGAUAGGUCACAGCUGGCUACUGUCGUGCUGGCGACGAGGGAGAACGCAGUGGGAGUUGUAGUUGGGGGAUCUUUGGGGCACGCGCUGUGCACUGGUCUGGCUGUUAUUGGGGGUAGAAUGGUAGCGCAGAAGAUUUCAGUAAGAACUGUUACAAUAAUUGGUGGCAUAGUGUUUCUCUUCUUCGCGGUGAGUGCUUUAAUUAUCGGCCCCGGUGAAUAAAUGGACAGAUAAAUGUAUUUAAUUUAUUUUUAAGUGAAUUCAUUUCUUAAUUUAUAAUGUGUUUUAAUUUGUUUUCAACGU